AUGCGCUGUUUAUUCUCCCUCGCUUUAUUGCACCUCGCAUGGGCCACUCCCGCCCAGGUCCAUUUCGAAUCACCUGCCCGGACCGGUGCGGUCGCCGCCGCACCCUUUGACGGCUCAGUGCGGACAACUUCGACCACACUCGUCGAUAAAUUAUCAAAUGACUCGGAUUAUUCUUCGCUUCUCCGCUUGCUUCAGCGCGCAAAGCUCAUACCCACACUCAACCGCUUGAAUGGCUCUACCUUCUUUGCGCCUACGAACGACGCAAUAGAGAAGCACAAGGCUUCCAACUCGCUGUGGCAUGCCGCACUUUCAGACGACGACUCGCCUCUGCUUGACAACGUACACGAGCAACUACGCCAGGAUCUAUUAUAUCACCUGCUUAACUACUCUAUAUCUCUGCCUCAAGAGGAGAGCAUACUGGUCACACAUACCCUUCACUUUCCCCACGAACACACCGAGCCCCCUACGCAUGAACCCCCUGGACGACCCCCAUGGAUGCCACAACCCGGCGGCACGCUAGGAGGCGAACCCCAACGAUUGCGCGUGGCUGCACGCGAGUCCGCGGUAUACGUGGGCGUGGACACGUUCGGCAAGGGCGGUGCGAAGCUCGUGAAGGGUGAGGUGGAUGCCGGGAACGGCAUCCUCCUCGGCAUAGAUUCGGUCCUUGCACCUCCAUCCCAUCUUGCGGACAUAAUCGGGGAUCAGUCAUCGUUGUCCUACUUCCAACGAAUACUCACACCGGAGGUGAAGGACCGCCUGGCCAACACCUCUGAGCUCACAUUGUUCGUUCCUGUGGACUCUGCUUUCAACGCUUUGCCGAAGUAUGAGCGCUUGUACUUGGAGAGCGACUUUGCUGCGGAUGAUCUCCAGCGGAUAUUUGAGAUGCACGCAGUCGUACAAGAUCGCGUCGCGUACAGCGAGUCUUUCGAGCCCGCAGUGAAUCUCACCACGUUGCACGGACAGACGCUCGAAGUCGUACGGGCGCCUGACAAAGUCCUAGUGUCAAAUGCGGAAAUUGUUCAGAGCGACAUCUAUGCGGCAAACGGCGUACUCCACACCGUUAACUCACUGCUUGUUCCGGAUGGCGCGCUACGCCUCACGCCAGAGAAGAUGCUCCUGACCUUCAACUGCACCACAUUCAUCUCCCUGUUGCACUCGGUCGAUCUUACCAGUCUCGUCAAUAACACCGACGCCAAGUACACUAUACUCGCACCUGCAGACGAUGUCAUCACGCUCUUUGGCAAUGACGAGUUGCCGGAGAAGGGCUCUGAGGAAUUGAAGAAGCUUCUACAGUACCACUUCUUACCCGGGAAAUGGACACCGAAGAAGUUGCGAGACGCUACUCUGGUGGAGACGGAGUUGAUCGAGGACGGACUGGAUGGUGGGCGGCAGGUUCUCGAGGUGGAGGUCACAGACAAGAGCAAAGCCGAAGCCGACUCUUCCGAAGUCAUUCGCUUUGCAGGUGCAGCUGUUGUAGACAGCAUCGAGGUGGGCAGUGCCCUCAUCUACUUUAUAUCUCGCCCCAUAAUCCCUCCCGCCGACUCACUGGCUGUCGCACUUCCCUCGCUAGACCUCUCCGCGUUCCUUGCGGCAGUCUUUUCUGCAGAUCUUCAAGACGUACUCAAGACCUCCGUGCGGUCCACGUUGCUAAUCCCACACAACGAUGCCUUCAAGCGCCUUGGCGCCCUCGUCUCUUCCCGCCUCCUCUCAACGGCAGGAAAGGCCGAUCUGAAGAACACCAUCCUCCACCAUACCCUCGAAGGCGUUUUCUACGCCAACGACCUCGCCAACGGCUCCACACGAACCUUCGGCACACUCGAAGGCUCCGACGUCUCGCUCACUCGCGCAAGCAACGGCUCAUUGUCGCUCGCCGGCUCCGGCGGCUGGCGCGGCAUGAGCUCGGAUGUAUGGUUACAGAACACGCUCUCACGCACUGGCGUUGUCCACGAGCUUUCGGACAUAUUGCUCCCGCGAACCGUCAACUUUACCGUGGGCAAGCUUGUCAAAGCUGCCACAGGCACGACCAUGGCUAACCUUAUCACACGCGCGGGAAUGGACUGGGUGCUCAACGGCACCGCGCCUCCGGAGGACUCCAAGUGGGCGGGUAUCAGGGGCACCGGGUGGACUCUGCUCUGUCCGAACGACGACGCGUUCAAGAAUGUGAACCUCACGGCCUUGUAUGCGGACUCGGACGCGCUGGAAGCUAUCGUUGCCCAGCAUCUCAUCAAGACACCUCCGCCUACGAACGAUAUGCCGCACGAUGAUCGGCCGCUGCCCUUGGAAGACAAGGAAGUCCACGCCACCCUGCUCUCUCCCGAUCAUGAAUACGGCGAUGUCGUCUUCCGUACGGAUAACGGGCAGCUGCUAGUCGGGAUCCAGAACGCGCGCGGCACCGGCGCACGCGACGAUUGGGCGCGCGUCAUAGCCUGGGGCCGCGCAACGACUGGACCGGGUGGCGGUUCCGGCGGCGUCGUGCAGAUCGACCGUCUGCUCAUGCCAUACAGCGCACCAUGGUGGUGGGCGUACGGUGCACCCGCCGCCGUCGGCGUACUCGGCAUCGUGAUCAUUGCCGGCUUCUUCGCGCUCGUGCGAUUAGUGUGGCGCCGGGAUACGACCGAGGCGACGUACGAGCCCGUGGGCGGGUUCAUUCAAGACGAGGACGAUGAGGAGGUUUGA
This is a messenger RNA of Peniophora sp. CBMAI 1063, 2676 nucleotides long. The record is from the annotation of a GenBank genome assembly. NCBI's taxonomy places the organism in Eukaryota, Fungi, Basidiomycota, Agaricomycetes, Russulales, Peniophoraceae.